AGCCAGGGCCGGGCUCCCCCCCUCCGGGUAGCGGCCCCGGGCCGGGCAGAGCAGGUGGCGGCUCGGCGGGGACGCGGCUGCCUCCCGGCCGGGCCGAUGGAGGCGCUGAGCCAGCGCUGCCCCCUGCCCGCCGCCCAGGGCUGCCCCCGGCCGGGCCGCGGCACGGUGCUGCUGGUGAUGACUCUGUCUUUACUGAUGUAUCCAGUGCUGAGAAGUCUUGCUCUCCACAUGCACGCUGCCGUCACUGGCAGCUACAUUUCUGGGACCCACUCCAUUGCCUUCAUCAACUGUCUCAAUGAGCAGAUUGCCAAGGAUAUUGCAAGGGGCAUCAUGGACAAGAGACUGGCUGCCUACGUGAACAUCCUGCCAAAGAGCUCGGCCUUGUAUUUCUGGAAAGGGGAACUGGAAGAAUCCACAGAAAUACUGCUGUUAGUGAAAACAAGGACAUCCAAAAUAGGUGAAUUGUCCAACUACAUCAGAUCCAUCCACCCCUUUGAAAUUCCUGAAGUCAUCAGUCUGCCUAUUGACCAAGGAAACCCUCUCUACCUCAAAUGGAUAGAAGAAAACGUCCCACGGGAUUAAAGGAAAAGUGCAGAAACCAGCCUGCUUUCGGGGAGACGCGACAAAAUGCGCUUUGUCCUGCUGGUGUCCCUGUGCAGGCACACACAGGGAGGCAGCUUGAAUCCCUGCGGGCUUGCUACGGCACAGAAGCUUGGGACUGGGAAUUUCAUUUGCACUAGAAAUGUCCCCUCCUUGGCCAGACGCUGUGCUGCAGGGAGCACCGAGCCUGGGGGCAGCAGGGAAGGGCACCAAGGGGCUGCAGCAUCGCUGCCACGGAUACCCAGAGGUGCUCACGUCAAGACCCCAAGGCACCUGGGGAUGUUUCAGGCCCCCAGCAGCCAGGUGGUGGCCGUGGCCUGGCAGCCCCCAGGCAUCCUGCAGCCUGCGCCUGAGACCCUUCCCUGGCUCCGCUGCAGCAGCUGUCGCAGCAUCUGCACCGCUCUGCCUCCCGCUUCCCCAGCCACAGGAUGUGGCCGGGCACCCCGCGAGGCACUGGCUCACACCCUCUCCUGCUGUCAUCCAGCCUGCUGGCUCGUCUGACAAAACCCAAGCAGAGAGCAAACUUGUCCAGAGGCUGCAGGCACUUGCCAGGAGCCCCAGUGAGCAUAACACACUGACAGUGCCCUUCCUGCUGAGCUGGGCCAAGCCGCUGCCAGUUCAGGGAAGCCAGGUGCCAGCCGGAGCAGGGCAUCGCCUGGCUGCAGGGACGUGCAGCCCCGGCACUGCAUCCCCCACCUGUGCCUGGACAGUUGCUUUCCACCCAGGCCAAGUUUAGCCUUGUAAAAAGAUGCUCAUGAAGCAUAAUUGGAUGUAACUUAUGAACCAAAACCAAGUCAAUUAUGUGACAGGGAAAGGAAUAAACAGGCGUGUUCCUACCUGCGCAGCUGCACGAGUCGUUGCAGUGAGCAGGGCAGGAGGGUCCCUUGGGGCUCUGCAGUGAUUCCCCGCAGCCUGAUGCCAAACCGUGCUCCACUGGCUCCGACCUGCUCAUCUCAGGCAGUGGAGAAGUGGUACAGGGAGCCUUGAAGGUGUUGGGCCACAGGUUUGCAUGGACCCAUCAGCUAUCAGGGGUAGCAGGUGUGGGAAAGAAGGUAACAGGGAAAAUGGGCUGAGCUCUGAGAGCAGGAAACUUCCCAGCGCUAAGUCAGGAGCGGCAGGAUCCCAGAUGGGUAUUUUGUCUGG
Cygnus olor (mute swan) is the source of this 1743-nucleotide messenger RNA. RefSeq names its product cutA divalent cation tolerance homolog (gene CUTA). The record is from RefSeq and is a predicted model, not a curated record. The transcript has 6 exons. Gene Ontology annotation, biological process: response to metal ion. Gene Ontology annotation, molecular function: copper ion binding. Lineage: Eukaryota; Metazoa; Chordata; Aves; Anseriformes; Anatidae. The coding region runs from base 97 to 582 and encodes 161 amino acids.